AUGCUGAGAAAAAUUCAGUCGGCUCUUCACCCGAACUCUUGCAGUCGUGACCUUACAGAAGGUAGCACCACUCACAACGGCAGCCUUUCCCCAGUUCGCCUGGUCCGAAGCACCUCUAUGUAUGUAGUUGGAGAAGGGAAACAAACUCUUGCUGAGUCUUUAAAAAAGUAUAAAAGCACCACGAAUAUUGAGAUGUCAGGAUGUUGUUACUACAAAGACGAGGACUCUGCAUGGUUGUUUGCCAAGACACAGGACUUCCUCCAGUAUCUCCAGGAUCUGUUAGCACUCAGGAAAAAAUAUCUGGCUAGUAUUCAUAAUUUGAGGUGCAUGACUGGAACAUCUGACUAUUUACCGAUAUCAACCAAAGCUGAGAAAAGGUCAUCACAAGAGACAAGAGAUGUAAAGAUGGGAUCUUCCAGCAAGAAAAUGCAACAUGUCAUUCGGCUAGAAAAGUCCAAUAUUGGCUUGAAGAACAUGACUAACCUCCAAAAUGUCCAGAAAUCCCGAGCUAAACUGGAUAGAAUCGCAGAAUGCGUGCCCCCCAUGGCAUUGACAUACCGAACUGCGGAAAUGUUGUCCAUCCGCAGUCUGAUGCAAAUUUUGGACAAACCGCUCGCAAAACUGCGGACGGCAAAGGAACCCACCAGAAGCUCCAAGGCGUUGAUGUGGAACUUGGAUUCUUCUGGAGACCAAGGUCCUCCUGUCAUCACACCCUCGCAGUACGCACCCCAGCCGAGAAGGCUGGCAUCCGAGUCCACCGUGAAGUCCGGAUGGGGACCAAUUAUGGCCUUCCCAUUCCAGGUUUCAAAGGAUAAUGAAAAGCAGAAUCCCAACUCUGAUAUCAUGGAUGCUAUAGCUUAUUUUGAUUCAGUAAUUGCAGAACUGGACACGGAGAGGAGAAUAAGGACGGCACCAAGCAACUUCAAGCAUGCGGAUGUUGACUUUGAUGUGGCCACCAGUAGCAGAGAACAUAGUUUACAUUCAAACUGGAUUUUGAGGGCCCCGAGAAGAAGUACAGAGGAAGUCUUAAGAACAUCCAUAUACAGCCAGUCUUGGAGAAGCAGCAUGGGGAACACAAGUAUUAAGAGGAUAGAGAGAUAUCCAAUCUACCUGCCGAAAGCUGUGGAAGGAGCAUUUAACACAUUGAAAUUUAACCCUCGGACAAAAGUAAAGUAA
Messenger RNA from Bufo bufo (common toad), 1176 nucleotides. It is a transcript of the gene C3H13orf42, whose product is annotated as chromosome 3 C13orf42 homolog. The coding region runs from base 1 to 1176 and encodes 391 amino acids. Lineage: Eukaryota; Metazoa; Chordata; Amphibia; Anura; Bufonidae. The transcript has 5 exons. The record is from RefSeq and is a predicted model, not a curated record.